Molecule: messenger RNA, 3127 nt
Organism: Onychostoma macrolepis
Lineage: Eukaryota; Metazoa; Chordata; Actinopteri; Cypriniformes; Cyprinidae
Gene: slc5a8l
Product: solute carrier family 5 member 8, like
Exons: 15
Coding region: 506-2338 (610 amino acids)
Biological process (GO): propanoate transmembrane transport; sodium ion transport
Cellular component (GO): membrane
Molecular function (GO): organic acid:sodium symporter activity
Source: RefSeq, a predicted model, not a curated record
AAGAGAGUACCAGGAACUGAAGAAUUUGACAUGACCUUCUACGGGCAAGUGAUGAAAUGGUACGUUUGUUCUGUCACGUUCUGGAAGUCCUGAAAAAAGCCUAGAGCUUCUUGUGGUUUACCUUGUUAGCUUAUCAAUGGAGGGCAAAUGAGCUGACUGACUAAGCGUGAUUAACAUCAGCACAAAGCGUCCUCCUAAUUUCAUUAAGCAACUUUGAUCAAACUGUUCCUGCGAGAUAAGGAAUAAAAAAAAAUUCACUUCCUUUUACAAUGUAACUUGAUGUGUCUUCUGGCCUUGAGGGAUCAUUAACCCAAGUUUUUUGUGCUUGGUCCAAGAUUACAGAAGAUUUGACUUCUUAUCAGUUAUUGGCACUGACAGGAGCCACUUAGUUUCAUCCUCCUGUUGGCAAAAGCUUCGGAGGAAUUUCCAGCUGAACAUCACUUCUGACUGGCGUGACACCGGCUAUAUAGCUUUUGAAGGUCUCUCUGAACGCACUUUCCAAAUCAUGCCAGGCAGCGGAGGUCCAGUUUCGACGUUCUCAGUAUGGGACUAUGUGGUGUUUGCCGGCUUGAUUCUUUUUGCUGCGGGCAUCGGCUUGUUCCAAGCCAUCCGUGGACGCAAGGAGGCCAGCAGUGAUGAGUUUCUCCUGGGCGGCCGUCAGAUGACCGCAGUGCCUGUGGCUUUGUCCCUCACAGCUAGCUUUAUGUCAGGUAUCACAGUUAUUGGCACUCCUGCAGAAGCGUAUAUGUAUGGCACACCAUUCUGGCUCUUCAUCUUCUCCUAUACCAUCAUGUCCAUCAUCAGCGCUGAACUCUUCGUGCCUCUGUUUUACCGGCUGAGCAUCACCAGCACAUACGAGUACUUGGAGAUGCGUUACAACAAGCUGAUACGAGUGAUUGGAACCAGCAUGUAUAUUGCUCAAACCAUUUUAUACACAGGCAUGGUUAUCUAUGCACCUGCACUCGCACUUAAUCAGAUCACCGGUCUGAAUCUGUGGGGAGUGCUAGUGGCAACAGGGGCUGUCUGCAUCGUCUACUGUACCCUGGGAGGGCUGAAGGCAGUGAUAUGGACAGAUGUGUUCCAGAUGAUCAUCAUGCUGAGUGGGUUUGUGGCAGUCAUCGCUCGUGGAGCUGUGCUGCAGGGGGGAUUUGAAAAGAUCUGGAAUGACAGCUACCAUGGAGGACGUUUGGAAACGUUCAGUUUUGAUCCUGAUCCUUUGAGACGUCAUAGUUUUUGGACAAUCGUUGUUGGCGGCAGUCUGAUGUGGGCAUCCAUGUACUCGAUCAACCAAUCACAGGUCCAGCGCUACAUCUCCUGCAAGACAAUGACUCAUGCAAAGCUAUCUCUGUAUUUGAAUAUGGUGGGAUUAUGGGUGACAGUGAGUUUGGCCAUGCUCUCGGGUCUCUGCAUGUACUCCAUCUAUAAAGACUGUGAUCCUUUCACCAACAAAGAUGUAGGAGCUUCAGACCAGCUCCUUCCUUAUCUGGUGAUGGACAUACUAGCAGAAUUCCAAGGACUGCCUGGAUUGUUCGUGGCUGCAGCUUACAGUGGAACAUUAAGUACGGUGUCGUCGAGUAUCAACGCUCUGGUGGCUGUCACAGUGGAGGACUUCAUGAAGCCAGCAUGGCCCUGGCUGACAGAGAGACAGCUGUCCUGGAUCAACAUGGGCAUGAGUGUAUUCUAUGGAGGCGUAUGCAUCGGUAUGGCUGGUGUGGCAUCUUUGAUGGGCAAUAUACUGCAGGCAGCAUUGUCUAUAUUUGGUAUGAUCAGUGGACCUCUCUUGGGCCUUUAUAUGCUGGGCAUGUUCUUCCGCUGUGUGAACUCCACGGGAGGUUUAGUUGGCUUGAUUUCCGGCCUGACUAUAACGUUAUGGGUGGGAAUUGGAGCUCAGUUGUAUCCUCCUUUACCUGAGAAGACCCUUCGGCUUUCCUUGAGUGUGGAAGGAUGCAUUGCACCAGACAUGAAUGAAACCACCACUAUGACACCAUUCAGCACAGUCCUACAAACCACAAUUCCACAGCCAAGACCAGCUUUGGCAGACAACUGGUAUUCAUUGUCCUACCUGUACUUCUGCCCUGUGGGCAUAAUAGUGACCAUGGUCACGGGACUAAUAGUUAGUGCAAUCACAGGUGGCUGUAAGCAGGAGAAAGCUCGACCUGAGCUCUUUAUUGGAAAAUCAGAUCUCAACUGCUUUGGAUGCAGAAACUCAGGCUCAGAAGUAUUAGACUUAAUUGAGAAAGAUCCAAAAAAUAUCCAAGGGCUGGAGAGUCCAGUUUUCUGCGACAAUGAAAUUGCACUGAAAGAGAAAAACUACAAGGAGAAGAUCACUAAGUUUUGAUGUGAAAAACAAACAGUUUUUGGAUAUGUUGUAAAUAGUAAAUUAUGACUGUAUUUUUUGUAUGUUGAAAUUGUUAAGUGAUGAUAAUACAUUCAAUCUUUUCAAACCUUUCCAUAAGAAAAGCAAGAAAUUAAUGUUAAACGUAUUUUUAUUUUUAUGUCAAUAGGCUACAUUAUAUUGUAUAUGGGCUUUUCUCAAACUAUAUCAAAAUUCUGUGAUUUUAAUGAUCAAGUUUUGAAUACUGUAAAAGGUUUGGUUACACUAUUUCGAUAGCCCACUUUAGACAUUCUACUAACUAUAAGUAACUUUUUAACUACGUCAACUAAUUCUCAUUAAUUUGCAACUACAUGUGUACUCAGUAGGGUAGGUUUAGGGUUAGUAGUUGACAUACUUGCAAAGUUUCUCAUAGUCAGUAUGUUGUAGACCCAUCAAAAUAAAGUGUUAGAAGAUAUUAAACAGACAGUCUACUAAUACUCUAAUGACUGCUAGUUGACAUGUAGUUCUCCUUAUUUAUUCCUUCCCUUGCUAGCUUGUACUUAUUUAAACAAUGCCUGAGACUUGGUGUUACAAGCACUUUGUUUGUCGGAUUGCCUCUUCAAGAUGAAUCGCUUUAUGUAUUCCCCAAUUGUAAGUCGCUUUGGAUAAAAGCGUCUGCAAAAUGACAAUGUAAAUGUAGUUGCAAAGUUACUUACUGUUAAUAGAAUGUCUAAAGUGGAUUAUCAAAAUAAAGUGUUACCAAAGGUUUUGUAAUAAAUAUGAAUUGUUUUGAAAUAAAAUUUGACAAAUGAA